This is a messenger RNA of Adineta steineri, 1233 nucleotides long. The record is from the annotation of a GenBank genome assembly. NCBI's taxonomy places the organism in Eukaryota, Metazoa, Rotifera, Eurotatoria, Adinetida, Adinetidae.
AUGCCUAUUUCUACUUCAGCAACAACAUCUACAGUAUCAACAGUGAUAACAACAAUGGCAUCAUCAACAACAAUAAAGACUACAGAGCAAUCAACAACACUGGCAACAACAGCAUCAACUGCAGCCUCCUCAUCAACUACGAUCGCAUCAUCAUCGACAGAACAAUCAACAACACCAGCAACAACAAUAUCGACUACAGUACAAUCAACAAUAGCAACAACGAUACGACAUAUAGUCCCACCAGGAAUGCCGCAUAUAAUCUCACCAGUAAUGAUAGCUGGAACACCAAUUACAGUCUCACCAUCUGUUGAAGUUGGAACAUCAAUUACAGUCUUACCAUCAACAGAAGCUACACUAAUUACAGCCCCAGCAUCAACACCAGAAGAAAUACCAAUUACAGUCCCACCAUCAAUAGAAGCCAUACCAGUUGCAGUCCCAUCAUCAAUAGAAACUGGAGCACCACUUACAGCCUCACUACCAAUUGAAGCUACACCGGUUGCAACCACAUCACUUGUUGAAGCUACACUAAUUACAGCCUCAGCAUCAACAUCAGAAGAAAUGUCGGUAGAGACAUCAGACGAAAUACUAGAAGAAACACCAAUUACAGUCCCACCAUCGACAACAGCGGCAACAACAUUAAUAGCAUCGACAAUUAAUACUGCAAUAAUACCUACACUAAAUUGGGUGAUAAACGGUGAUGGAGAAACUGGACCAUGUGAAACAGGUGAGGGCGAUACACCUCCAACCAGUUGGGGAUAUAAUGGAACGAUUACACAAAUAUAUUACAAUACAAGUGACUCUAAACAGAUGUCUACAGAUCCAGGACCUAGUGAUCGGGGAAACUGUUUCUUUUAUGGUCAAGACUCAGCGAUGACUUCAAUGUGGCAAACAAUACAUAUGACGGAUUUAAUCGAUCCUUCUCUGAUUGAUAAUCAAAUAGUUUGGUUCAACCUUUCCGCAUGGAUUGGUGGAUAUAGUACUGAAGAUGAUAAUGCUGAAAUCCUCAUGAUAUUUAUCGAUGAAUUCAAUCUAGAAAUGGAUAAUAAUAACAUUGAACUUGGACCGGUAUUAGCUGCAGAUCGUGAUUAUGUAACUGAAUUGCUCUUUCGACAAGUUACUGGACUUGUACCAAUUGGGGCUCGAUCUUGUAAGGUGAUAGUUACAAUUACUCGUUUUGUAGGCACUCAUGCUGAUGGAGAUAUUGAUAACAUUGCUCUUUUUUUUUAUCAAUAA